This is a messenger RNA of Microcebus murinus (gray mouse lemur), 1487 nucleotides long. RefSeq names its product sorting nexin 24 (gene SNX24). Gene Ontology annotation, molecular function: phosphatidylinositol phosphate binding. The record is from RefSeq and is a predicted model, not a curated record. NCBI's taxonomy places the organism in Eukaryota, Metazoa, Chordata, Mammalia, Primates, Cheirogaleidae.
AGGGUGCAAACUCUGAAAUCCAAAACUCUGAAAUCCAGUUAGUACCUUUGCAGAAAUAAACAGGGCUGUGAAGAAUGUUUCUGAACAGCACAGUGAUAUGAAAAUGCAGAAAUCAUGCUGAUUUAACUUACCUUGGUGUACAAAAUAUUUCCAAAGAGGGUUGAUUGAAAUCAGCUAUGGAGUCCCAGGAGGAUGGGCUGGGCUGGGCUAGUGGCAUAGGAUAGACAUGAAAUUCUCAAGAGAGUGUCAGUAGGCUUUAGAAACUGUCUAGAGUUGGUAGCUUAAAGAAAAAGAUAAAAAAUAAAUAAAAUUUGGUAUUCUCUAUCUCAUCUCUACUUACUCUCCACUCAACACUUCCUGCCCUGCACUCCUGAACUGCCCCCGCCCACCCCCAAUUGCUCGAAGGCUUGGGGUGCUCAUGUACUGGGUCCUGUGAUCUUCUGCCUGUCUCUUCCCGCUACCGAAGUUGGCUGACUUGCAUUCUGCCUUUCCACACUAGUUCCAGUUUCACUUCCUCCUCGUUGCCAAUGGUGGGAUUUCCACUUUUGCCCCAGAGUUUGCUCCUUACUCUGUUGACCCUGUCUUCAAGCCUAUAAGCCAAUAAGUGGUAAUUCCCCACUGGACCCCUUCUUGGUGGCCCGGCUUCAAUGGACCGGAGCCUUCAGGCCAUGCUCUGAAAGGUGGCUGCUACAUGGGGCUGGAUGUCCACUCUGCUCAGAUGAUGCCUGAGACUCAGCCUGACUCUAGCUUUUCCUGGACAGGACUGGCGGGGGUGGGGACACACCCACACAACAGAAUCGCGGCUGACCCGGGAGAUUCCAUGAAUGGCACAGCUGCAGUGAGCCACAUCUGCCUUGAGCGAAAGAAUUCCCAGAUAGUGAGAGGACAUGCUCGUUGGGACCAGGCGUGGGAGAAUGGGCUGGGAAGGUGUUUAAGAUAGAAGUGCUAAUGAAUGGAAGAAAACAUUUUGUUGAAAAAAGGUACAGCGAAUUUCAUGCUUUGCACAAAAAGCUUAAGAAAUGUAUAAAAACCCCAGAAAUCCCUUCUAAACAUGUGAGGAACUGGGUCCCAAAAGUGUUGGAACAACGACGACAAGGUUUGGAAACAUAUUUACAGGCUGUCAUUUUAGAAAAUGAAGAACUUCCCAAACUGUUCCUUGAUUUUCUAAACGUGCGACACUUGCCCUCUCUUCCAAAGGCAGAAAGUUGUGGAUCUUUUGAUGAGACAGAGUCUGAAGAGUCAAGCAAACUGUCCCACCAGCCCGUGCUGCUGUUCCUCAGGGAUCCAUACGUCUUGCCUGCAGCCAGCGAUUUUCCAAAUGUGGUUAUUGAGGGAGUUCUCCAUGGGAUAUUUUACCCUCAUCUGCAGCCCAGGUAGAAAUCCUGCAUGGCUCCAAGAAGCUGAAGCAAGUUUUGAAGUCACGGCCAAGGAAAUCGAUACCUACCAAAUUAACCUAAACUCUGAGACAUAACGGCUCUAGCUAGUGG